Molecule: messenger RNA, 453 nt
Organism: Sordaria macrospora k-hell
Lineage: Eukaryota; Fungi; Ascomycota; Sordariomycetes; Sordariales; Sordariaceae
Source: RefSeq, a predicted model, not a curated record
AUGCCGCCACCAGAGUACACCUCCAAGAUCCCUGCCCCCAAGGGGGACGCACGUGUUGGCGCCGGCCGGAAGCGACAGGAAAAGCCCGCAUCCGCCGCCGGUCCUUCUUUUCUUCCCAUCUGGAAAGCUUUGAAAAAGGAGCAGUCAAAGGGCCUAAAGAGCGUGGUGUUGACCCCUAGCCACAAGAAGAAAGCCAAGGAUAAGAAGGAGAAGGAGGAGAAGGAGGGCAGCACCGAUGAUGAUAAGCCUCCCCAAGUCCAAGGUGAAGGAAGACAACAACACCCGUCGGCCCCGGCCCCGGCAGCGGCAGCGGCAGCGGCAGCGGCAGCGGAUGAGGGGUGGGUGUACGUGGAUGAAGACGUGGAUUGGGUUGUGGAGAUUCAGCCGCUGAAGAAGAAGAGGGACAACAAGGAAGAGGAGUGGGUGGCUAUUGUCCCCAUUUCUCGCGAGUGA